Messenger RNA from Culex quinquefasciatus (southern house mosquito), 838 nucleotides. RefSeq names its product trypsin 5G1. The transcript has a single exon. Gene Ontology annotation, molecular function: serine-type endopeptidase activity. Bases 25 to 534 code for a protein of 169 amino acids. The record is from RefSeq and is a predicted model, not a curated record. Lineage: Eukaryota; Metazoa; Arthropoda; Insecta; Diptera; Culicidae. Gene Ontology annotation, biological process: proteolysis.
CUUGUCAAACAAAACCGUCCCAGAAUGAAAUCUUUCUUUUCCAUUUUCCUUCUAAUGUUUCUAACAAAAUUCACUUCAAGUACUUUGGAAGAACCCUCGAAUGCGUGCAACGGCCGGAUUAUCGGAGGCUACCAAGCGGACAUCUCGCAGAUCCCGUUCCAGGUGGCACUGAACUUAAAUCGUGGUCCCAGCUGUGGAGGAUCGUUGAUAUCCAGUCGCUGGGUUCUUACGGCAGCCCAUUGCGUACAAAGACUAGGUACCACGAAUGAGCUUCAAGUGAGGAUCAACUCCACGUACGGGUUGGCACAUGGCCGCGUAGUUGACAUUGAAUCAUUUGUAAUGCAUCCAAAGUACAACCCAUUAUCGAUUGACUAUGAUUUUGCACUUUUGGAGCUUGAAGAGGAGAUCGAACUGGGUGAGGAGUUUUACGCUGCGGAAUUGCCCAAGCAGGAUGAACCGGUCGAGGACGGAACAUGUCUGCAGGUUUCCGGCUGGGGUAAAACGGAGAACGAAGAUUAUGGUUCUGAAGAUUAACGGCUAAUCAAUAUUCCGGUUGUGAAUUGGGAGAAGUGUCGCAAAACGUUCAGAAAAAUUCAUUAUCUGUCCAAACAGAUGAUCUGUGCUGGUGGCAAACAAAUUUCGGCUUGCCAUGGAGAUUCCGGAGGUCCACUGGUAGAUGGCAGAAAGUUGGUCGGAGUGGUUUCAUGGGGCAACCCAGGAGUCUGUGUUGGAUAUCCAGGAGUUUUCGCCAAGGUCUCAUCCGUUCGAAGCUGGAUUAAAUUCGUCAGUGAAGUUUAAUACCCAAGUAACAAUUGGCCCAAUAAAGAAAACUCCAAUU